Histoplasma capsulatum G186AR is the source of this 1237-nucleotide messenger RNA. RefSeq names its product 50S ribosomal protein L15. The coding region runs from base 1 to 1011 and encodes 336 amino acids. Gene Ontology annotation, biological process: translation. Gene Ontology annotation, molecular function: structural constituent of ribosome. The record is from RefSeq and is a predicted model, not a curated record. NCBI's taxonomy places the organism in Eukaryota, Fungi, Ascomycota, Eurotiomycetes, Onygenales, Ajellomycetaceae. The transcript has 2 exons. Gene Ontology annotation, cellular component: mitochondrial large ribosomal subunit.
AUGUCUUGGCAAAAAUCCUUACUCCGAGAUUUUGAUCCCUCUUUGAAAGAAAACUCGUCUGAGGCUCCACCUGCAGACUGGAUCAUAAAAGUAUCUAGAUACUACUUGGCCAUUCUAAUGCCUUGUCGAUUGAGCUUGCGGCUGCCAAUGCAGCUGCCCUCACUAUUCCAAUUCACAUCACCGCCGCCGUUCCUCCUCCCAGUUUUACAGCACCAGACCAGACACGCAUCCGUCCUCGCGCAGUUGUCAGAUAAUGCGACAGCGUACAACAAACGGAUAAGACGUGGUCGAGGUCCUUCGUCUGGAAAGGGUAAGACCUCCGGGCGUGGCCAUAAAGGUCAAAAGCAGCAUGGAAGUGUUCCCGCAGGUUUCAAUGGCGGGCAGACCAAAGAUGAGAUUGUGCAUGGUGAACAUGGAUUUAAAAACAUCUUCUCCCUCGACAUCUCCAAAGUCAACCUCGACCGCAUCCAACAAUGGAUCGACCAAGGCCGCCUCGACCCUUCCCGCCCCAUCACAGUCCGCGAGCUUGCGAAGUCCCGCUGUAUCCACGGCGUCAAGGACGGCGUCAAACUUCUUGCCCGUGGCGGCAAAGAAACACUCAAACAACCCGUCCAAAUCGUCGUCUCCCGCGCCUCUACCACGGCGAUUGAGGCUGUCGAAGCCGUCGGCGGCUCCAUCACGACCCGCUACUACACACGCCACGCCAUCAAGCGGAUCCUGUCCGGCAAGACGGACCCAUUCGUCUCGCUCGCGUGGCUCAAUGCAGGCGAGAAUCUGACGAUUGGGAUGGGGAUUGAUAAGCCCCGUGUCAAGGGUGAUGGGUUCUCGUAUCGGUUGCCGGACCCGACAAACCGCAAGGAUAUUGAGUAUUAUCGUGAUCCGGCUCAUAGGGGGUAUUUGAGUUAUCUUGUGCAGAAAGGGGAAACGCCGAGUUUGUUCUUCAGUGCACCCGGCAAGGCACAGAAGAAGGGUAAGGAGGGUAUGCCUUCUAGUGACAAUAGAUUGUGGUAGAGAAGGAAGGUAGAAUGGUGACACAGACUUGUUCCUCCUUUCCUACUCUAUUAUCUAUAUUGGUGCUUUUGAAUGCUACCCGGAAUCCCGAGGGAGAAAUAUUUGUUUCUUCUUCCCGCGUUUUAUGUAGCUAUAUGAGUCUGUUUUAUCUUGUUUGGAUAUUAUUGUAUAUUAGAGAGACAAAUUCCCUCGUGGUCUGUUUAAAUUAACUAUAUUUUGAUCAGGG